Molecule: messenger RNA, 1756 nt
Organism: Lemur catta (Ring-tailed lemur)
Lineage: Eukaryota; Metazoa; Chordata; Mammalia; Primates; Lemuridae
Gene: LRRC57
Product: leucine rich repeat containing 57
Exons: 6
Coding region: 2-850 (282 amino acids)
Molecular function (GO): protein binding
Source: RefSeq, a predicted model, not a curated record
GAUGUCACAGGCCGUUCCCGCCCAGGCGGAAGCGCGGGGAGCGCAUCUCCAGCUUGCGCUGGUCCUGGGUCUUCCCCUGCGGAACCCUCAAUCAGCUAGCGGCAGGCGGGACGUGAGUGGCGGCGCUAGGAUGGGAAACAGUGCCCUCCGCGCUCAUGUGGAAACGGCGCAGAAAACUGGUGUCUUUCAGCUUAAAGACCGAGGACUGACCGAGUUCCCCUCAGAGUUGCAGAAGCUGGCGAGCAAUCUCAGGACCAUCGACUUGUCCAACAACAAGAUCGAGAGCCUACCGCCUUUGCUGAUAGGGAAGUUCAUUCUCCUGAAGAGCCUCUCCCUGAACAACAACAAACUGACUGUUCUUCCUGAGGAGAUAUGCAAUCUGAAAAAACUAGAGACGCUAAGCUUAAACAACAAUCACCUGAGAGAGCUGCCAUCUACCUUUGGGCAACUCUCUGCCCUCAAGACCCUGAGCCUCUCUGGGAACCAACUGGGAGCACUACCACCCCAACUUUGUAGCCUACGGCACCUGGAUGUGGUGGAUCUCUCUAAGAACAAGAUUCGAAGUAUACCUGACAUAGUAGGGGAACUGCAGGCCAUCGAACUCAACCUCAACCAAAACCAGAUAUCUCAGAUCUCAGUAAAGAUAUCUUGCUGUCCUCGCCUUAAAGUUCUUCGCCUGGAAGAGAACUGUCUUGAGCUUAGCAUGCUUCCACAGAGCAUCCUCAGUGAUUCCCAGAUCUGUCUACUUGCAGUGGAAGGCAAUCUUUUUGAAAUAAAGAAACUUCGAGAACUGGAAGGCUAUGAUAAGUACAUGGAGAGGUUCACAGCCACGAAGAAGAAGUUUGCAUGAUGUUCUCCAGGACCAUGGGAACCUUACAGGAUACUGACUUGGAUCCUCUGUUGGAAUCUGGCUGAAUCAAAGGAUCCUAUUGUUGUCAAGGAUACCUGCAGUGAGAAGAUGACACUCCAGGAGAUUAUAUUUCACGCAAUGAAUUGUUUCCUUUUCAGGGCUCUUCUCAAAUAAGGAAUCAGGAGAUAGGAGGAUUCCUUAAUUUUGAGUCACGGAUAGAACAAUGCACAAGGUUGAUCUUCAAAACCGUCAUUAGUUUGGCUUUCAGAAACCAGUAGCUAGUUGCUAUUUAUACAGUGAGGGGUGCUGCCUGUAUCAGAAUAGCUCCACACCACAGCUUGAGAUUUUGUUUAGUUUCAAUGUGUGAGCUUUCAUAAAGUCAGUUGCCAUUCCAUCUCUGUGUUAACAUUUCAUAUUUUUAUGAAAUUCAAAUAAUUUGUGAGAGGCUGCUAUGGUUAAUGUAAAGGUUUAUGAUUUUAUUGCAGUCCAUCAGUUCAAUUGCAGUGUUUAUACUUAGAAUUUAGGACAUAAAUAUGUGACUGUUUGUCUUGAUUAAAAGUGUACUUUGUCAGAGAAGCACCAACACAACACUAAGAUGUUUCCCAAGGCUGCAGUAGCAAAUUCUUUACUAUUGCAGGUGCCUUAUUGGUAGAGGGCUCUUAAGAGCAAAAACUGUAUAUGCAACACUUGUAAGACAAAAGGGAUUUUAAUAAUCAAGAUUUUCCUGAAGCUUUGUUAGAAAUAUUAUGUUUUAUUUCUGGUAAUCUUUUCCCCUUUUUGUAUUUAUAACACUACUAAUCAAAUUACCUAUCAAGAAACCAUUGCUACAAUAUUUUAAAACAACCUAUGUUUAUCAAGUUUAUUCUCUGAAUGAGAGCACAUACUAAAUAAAGAAUUUUUAAUGAA